AUAAAAAUGACAUAAUUUCAGCUACAAAUAAUGAAAUAACAAAUAAGGAUAAAACAAAAAAAAUAAAGUUGUCGUAUUCAAAUCAAAAAGAAUUAGAACCCAAUACUAGUGCUUAUUUGAAUACACCAAGUACAAAAAAUAUGCAUCCACAAUCAAAUACGUCUGCUGUUGUUAGUCCAGUUUCUGCAAAUGCUGGUUUUCAAAAAUUAGCUCUUAAUUAUUUAGCUUCUUUAAAAAUUGAAAUGGCUAAAAUCUCUGAUACUCAACAAGAAAUACUUACUUUUAUUCAAACAAAUAAUAUGGUGGGUAAUACGUCUCAAUGUCCAGGUGUUAUGCAAAUGGAUCAUGAAGUUGAUUAUUUUAUAUCCAAUUGGCCUUUAUCUGACAUAGAUAAUUUGUUAAGUAUGGAACAAAAGAUAAAAUCUGACCAAAACUUCAGAAAACAAGUUGUAUGUGAACUAUCUAGAAUUGGUGGCAAAUCACUUCAAAAUAUGAUAUACAAAAUUAUGAAGAGGGUAUUUGACGAUGGUAUAUUAAUACAAUACACAUAUUAUGGUUUAAGAAAUAAAGAGAACUUUUCAUUAUUAGCCAUCAACAGAGCAAUAUUUGAUGCAAUAAAGAGAUCAAAGUUCAAAAAUGCAUCAGAUGACGAAAUUAUAACAACAAUUGGCAAAUGGUUGACAAGCGCAAAGAGCCGUUUAAAUAAAAAUAAUGUGUUACAAAUUUAAUAUGAUGUAUACAUAGUAUUAUUUUUAUUUUUAUUAUUUUAU
Acyrthosiphon pisum (pea aphid) is the source of this 770-nucleotide messenger RNA. RefSeq lists its product as uncharacterized. NCBI's taxonomy places the organism in Eukaryota, Metazoa, Arthropoda, Insecta, Hemiptera, Aphididae. The coding region runs from base 141 to 728 and encodes 195 amino acids. The transcript has 5 exons. The record is from RefSeq and is a predicted model, not a curated record.